AUGGGAUGGGGAACACUUUUUCAAACAAUCCAUGUUGAUGAUUCUGUGUGGACUAUCGAGGAUGGCUGUCUAUUAGACAUUGUCCUCAGUAAGAGUAAUACUUUCAAACAAGAUGAAAUAUGGGAGUCGCUCAUGGAGGACGGAAGUUAUAAGCCAGAUCCCCUUGUGUUUCAUGAAAUGCGAAAGAAGCUAGAUCUUGAAAGAUUUCAGCUUGAGAACCCGGGAUUUGAUUUCAGUCAAGCUAAGCUGCAGAAGUGCUAUGACAAACCUCCAGUAUAAUUUAAAUAAGAAGUUCUUUAGUCAUUACUUCAUCAUUCCUUUUAGGAAUUUCAAGUUUGCGUACUUGCUUUGUUUGUUUCCUGAUAAAUUAGCUGCUGUCUAGAUACUCGAGUAUUGCUUAUGGAAAACAACAAGCUAUUAUUUCACAUACUUCUGAUGUUUAUAUUUCAACUUAUAUACUAGACAAUUAUUUUGAUUUAAUAUCAUACAGUGGAAAAAUUAUAAAUUAUUUCAGAGAA
Molecule: messenger RNA, 518 nt
Organism: Frankliniella occidentalis (western flower thrips)
Lineage: Eukaryota; Metazoa; Arthropoda; Insecta; Thysanoptera; Thripidae
Product: nudC domain-containing protein 2
Exons: 3
Coding region: 1-279 (92 amino acids)
Biological process (GO): protein folding
Cellular component (GO): cytoplasm
Source: RefSeq, a predicted model, not a curated record